Messenger RNA from Melitaea cinxia (Glanville fritillary), 2090 nucleotides. RefSeq names its product required for meiotic nuclear division protein 1 homolog. Gene Ontology annotation, biological process: positive regulation of mitochondrial translation. The record is from RefSeq and is a predicted model, not a curated record. The coding region runs from base 78 to 1211 and encodes 377 amino acids. Lineage: Eukaryota; Metazoa; Arthropoda; Insecta; Lepidoptera; Nymphalidae. The transcript is spliced from 8 exons.
UUAAGUGCAAAAGAUAACCUCAAAUGUGGCCCUUUUUAAUAAAUAACAUAACAUUAAAUUAAAUUUACAACAUCAGCAUGACUCUGUUUAUAUCAAGAAUAGCGUCAUUGUCAUUCCGUCAAGUAACUAAAACAGUUGCAUCAAAUAUACCAGAUAUACUACCGGCAAGAACUUAUUUCAUUCCAAAGAAAAAUGAUUUAUUUCGUAUUGGACAGCAGCUAUUUAGGAAUUAUUCCAAUGACAAUAUCCAACCGACGACUAUGGCGAUGGAUAACACAAGCUUACCGUUAAAAAAGAAAACGGUUCACAAAAAAGCUGUACUUGAAGAUUUGAAAAAGAAAGAGGGACAUUACUUAACUUUAGCUUAUGCUACAGCUUAUUCGUAUGAUCUUAAGGCUCUGAGAGAAGGUUUGCUUCAGCAGAAGCUUUAUGAACCCGGAACGUUGAAAGCUCAAGAGAUAGGUGAUGUAGUUGUGGCGAAUGCAGUUUACACAAUCGGUGAUGAGCCCAGAGAGAUUAUAUUCUUCAGGGAAGGGGCCGUUGUGUUUUGGAAUUGCACGGAAUUGGAGGCUAAUAAUGUGCUGGAUUUCACUAGACAAUUUGAAGAGGAGAGCUACCCGAGAGAUGUGGUUAAAAAGGAGAGAGAAGUCAUGACAUACCAAUAUCAAAAUAAUGCGAAGCGGUGUUAUCUUCAAGAUCAAGAGUCAAGUUUCGUUUUGGUUCCAAAUAAUGACAAUUCCUUGGAAAGAUAUACUUUCAGCCACGCCAUGGCUCAGUCAGCUCGUCUUGGUGCUUGGGAGGCGCGGUUGGAGGCUCUAGCGGCCGAUGUCCGGUCACAUGCCACGGUCAUGGAGAAGGAGGGAGCCUCACACGUGGAGAAGAAGGAGGUGGUCCGUAAGUUAGGCGAACUGUUCAUUCUCCGACAUCGUCUGAACGUUGAAUCUGAUCUUCUUGAUACUCCUGACUUCUACUGGGAAGAAGAAAGACUGGAGCGACUGUACUCCAGCACCGUCGCCUACUUUACCAUACCGAGGCGGACCAGGGUGUUGAACGAACGGCUGUCUCACUGCGUAGAGCUACUGGAGCUACUGUCCUCCUGGGCGGCAGACCGGCACCACGUACGUCUGGAGUGGAUGGUCAUCGCUCUCAUCCUUGCUGAAGUCUGCUUCGAGCUGCUACACUGUUGCGAACGAUACUUCUUCGACCGGUAGCUACCGAAAAUGCCUGUCCGGACGGUAGUUCCUACUACCUCCGAGCAACAGAAAAUAAAUGUUGACUUAAUGAAAUCUUUGCUCCUUGACUAAAUUACUGGCUUAGGCCAAACUAGUUACAAUCAUUACCUAUCCUACCACUGGCAUUUCUGUUACUACUACUGAUAUUGCUACAGUGUCUCUGCUACUAUAACUUACUAUAUGUGUACAGUGUGAUAUAAUUUGAGGUAUGGUUUUAAUAUGAAUUUCUGAUAAUCUCAGCACCCUUUUCUAAAAAUAAUCUCCUUGUCAUAAAUAAACAUAUUAAAAUAAGGUUAAAUAUUUAAUUACAGUGCACAUUUAUACUUAUUAAGUUUUUUCUUGUAUUGUGAGCAUUUAUAUCUUACUUCUAAGUAAAAAAAUAUUUUAUACAUGUAUUGUAACUUUAAUCAUUUAACAGUUUAGUGAAGUAACUAAUUUUUUUUUUUGUUAUUUUUGUUAUGUCUGAGAAUAUUAAAAAAAGUCAUUGUUAUAUUCAUUUGGGGUUGACGUAAAUAAUUUGAAAAUUUUCAUUAGGCUGUAUAAGUUUUACGGCAUGUAAUAAAAAUAAAAAAAGUUAAAUUGACAGUACCUGUCAUCUUGGAAAUUGACUACCUACCAUGUACCUACCAUUGGAAUUUCAUAAUUAUGGAGAUUAGAGGCAAGGAGAACCAUCUUGCAUGUAAAAUAAGUAAAAUCUCCGAUAGCGCUGCCGUAAAAGACAUAAGUUAUUAUUAAAUACUUAAAUUGCGUUAAAAUUCCAAUAUAAUAUUGGUAUAUAAAACUAUAAGAACAAAUUGUUGAAAUCUGUUAGUAAAUAAGUUUGUUAAUUUAUGGAAAAUAAAAAGUUGUUAUAUUUAA